AUUUUAGGUUAGAGCAAAGCGUUAUGACUCAACUCGAUUGGACAAUGAGCAUCGGAUGUGUGUUUAUGAGCGUUGGAUUGUGACCCGUCUUUCUCUUUUUAUAAAUCAGAAUUCUGAAAAUGGCAUCACCAGGUCCAUCAGGUUUGACACCAAAGUCUCAAAGCACACAUGGUCUAAAGCAGAUUGAUUUAGAUCAAAUAUGGGGUGAUUUGAAAGAUGGCAUUGAGCAGGUUUAUAUGAAUAAACAUCAGGAUAUGUCCAAGACCCGUUACAUGGAAUUAUAUACUCAUGUUUAUGAUUACUGCACAAGUGUUCAUCAAUCAGGGUCAAGACCUUCUUCUUCCAAAUGCAAAAAAAGUCCUCCUAUAGGUGGUGCUCAAUUUGUUGGUCAUGAAUUAUAUAAAAGAUUGAAGGAAUUUUUAAAAUGCUAUCUCAUAAAUUUAUUAAAAGAUGGAAUAGACUUAAUGGAUGAAGAUGUUUUAAGGUUUUAUACAAGGCAAUGGGAAGAAUAUCAGUUUUCUAGUAAAGUGCUAAAUGGUAUUUGCUCUUAUUUAAAUCGUCAUUGGGUGAAGCGCGAGUGUGAUGAGGGCCGCAAAGGAAUAUAUGAAAUUUAUCAACUUGCAUUAGUUUCUUGGCGGGAUUUUUUGUUUCGUCCUUUACAUAAACAGGUUACUAGUGCUGUUUUAAAGUUAAUAGAGAAAGAGCGCAACGGAGAAACUAUCAACACUAGACUUGUGAGUGGUGUCAUGAACUGUUAUGUUGAAUUGGGAUUAAAUGAAGAUGAUCCAUCUGCAAAGGGACAGAAUCUUUCUAUAUAUAAAGAAGCAUUUGAGAAUACAUUCCUGGGUGAUACAGAGAGAUUUUAUAUCGCAGAAAGCACAGAUUUCAUUCGACAGAAUCCUGUAACAGAAUAUAUGAAAAAGGCAGAACAAAGGCUUCUGGAGGAACAGAGACGAGUUCAGUUGUAUCUUCAUGAAACAACACUUGAGAUUGUUGCCAAAACUUGUGAAAAAGUUUUAAUUCAAAAGCACUUAGAAAUAUUCCAUUCUGAAUUUCAAAAUCUUUUAAAUGAUGAUAAAAAUGAAGAUCUAGGAAGAAUGUUUCAACUAGUUUCCAGAAUAUUUGAUGGUCUAGGAGAACUGAGGACACGUUUAGAGACUCAUAUUCAUUAUCAAGGUCUUUCAGCUAUUGAAAAAUGUGGAGAAAGUGCAUUAAAUGACCCCAAAAUUUAUGUCAACACUAUACUAGAUGUACAUCGAAAGUAUAAUGCCUUAGUAAUGACUGCAUUUAAUAACGAAGCAGGCUUUGUUGCUGCAUUAGAUAAAGCUUGUGGGAAGUUUAUAAAUAAUAACGCUGUGACUAGGAUGGCUAAUUCAUCUAGUAAAUCUCCAGAGUUAUUGGCCAAAUUUUGUGACUUACUAUUAAAAAAGAGCUCAAAAAAUCCUGAAGAAUCUGAGUUAGAAGAUACUUUGAAUCAAGUGAUGAUAGUAUUUAAAUACAUAGAAGAUAAAGACGUUUUUCAGAAGUUUUACAGCAAAAUGCUAGCUAAAAGAUUAGUCCAACAUAUGUCUGCAAGUGAUGAUGCUGAGGCCAGCAUGAUAUCAAAAUUGAAGCAAGCUUGUGGAUUUGAGUAUACGUCAAAAUUACAAAGAAUGUUCCAGGACAUAGGUGUCAGCAAAGAUCUGAAUGAACAAUUUCGCAAACAUCUUAGUAACUCUAAUGAACCACUAGAUUUGGACUUCAGCAUACAAGUUUUAAGCUCAGGUUCUUGGCCUUUUCAACAGUCAUUAGCAUUUGCUCUGCCUCAAGAGCUGGAGCGUAGUGUACAGCGUUUUACUACAUUCUACAGUGGGCAACACAGUGGCAGGAAACUUCAUUGGUUGUACAAUAUGUCUAAAGGGGAGCUUGUAACAAAUUGUUUUAAAAAUCGUUACUCAUUACAG
Messenger RNA from Stegodyphus dumicola, 1943 nucleotides. It is a transcript of the gene Cul1, whose product is annotated as cullin 1. Gene Ontology annotation, cellular component: cullin-RING ubiquitin ligase complex. Lineage: Eukaryota; Metazoa; Arthropoda; Arachnida; Araneae; Eresidae. The record is from RefSeq and is a predicted model, not a curated record. Gene Ontology annotation, molecular function: ubiquitin protein ligase binding. Gene Ontology annotation, biological process: ubiquitin-dependent protein catabolic process.